AUGCGAAAAUUGCUCGAUUUAAUCCCCGACAAGUACCUACAAUUGGUAGCUUCGAUUGAGCAAUAUUCAGAUAUUGACUCCAUGCCGUUCGACGAGGCUGUCGGUAGAUUGAAGGCAUAUGAAGAUAGAUUACGAUUCCGAAGUGGUAAUGGAAGUGCUGAAACCAGCCUGCUGCUUACCAGAAUUGAAAAUCAGCAAGUUUACAAAGCUGCAAGAGGAUCGUCGGGAGGACGAGGACAUGGUUUGAAAGAUAGAGGAGGUCGUGGAGGCCGUGGAAGAGCUGGUCGAGGGAAACCCAAUUGGCAACGAGAUGUUUGUAACAACAAUUACAAGCCAAGAGAUAAGAAACACAUUAAGUGUUUCAAUUGUGAAAACUACGGUCAUUAUGCAUCCGAAUGCAAAGUGCCAAAGGAGAAAGGGGACAAAGCAAAUUUGGUUGAAAUGCAAGAGGAAGAACCAGCUUUGUUGCUUAGCAUCUAUGGAGAGAAAAAAAAGACGUUGGUUCUAUUGAAUGAGAAAAGUGUAUGUCCUAGUACAUUUGAAGGGACUUGCGAGGCUAGAGAAGAUGUUUGGUACCUUGAUAAUGGCGUGAGCAAUCAUAUGACUGGAACACGAAGAUUCUUUGCGGAGUUGGAUGAAAAAUUCACUGGCAAGGUUCGUCUUGGGUACAAUUCUAAGGUUCAGAUCGCAGGCAAAGGGUCAAUCUUGAUGAAGUGCAAAAAUAGAGAACAACAACUCAUCUCGGAGGUAUAUUUUAUCCCGGCUUUACAUAGUAAUAUAAACGAUUACUUAAUGAUACAUGAUGAUGUUGGUCGUUUAAAUAUGAGGGUGGAACGAUCGAGAAAUGGAUUGUAUAAGAUUGCACUUGAGACUACUCAACCCAUUCACCUAACGGCAAAUCUUGAUAACAAAGCAUGGAUGUGGCAUGCUCGGUUGGGUCACGCGAAUUUUAGUACAAUCUAG
This is a messenger RNA of Andrographis paniculata, 963 nucleotides long. RefSeq lists its product as uncharacterized. The coding region runs from base 1 to 963 and encodes 320 amino acids. NCBI's taxonomy places the organism in Eukaryota, Viridiplantae, Streptophyta, Magnoliopsida, Lamiales, Acanthaceae. The transcript has a single exon. Gene Ontology annotation, molecular function: zinc ion binding; nucleic acid binding. The record is from RefSeq and is a predicted model, not a curated record.